AUGCUGCUGUCCGCUUUGCUGAUGCUCUGCUGUGUAGGCCUGCAAGAGGCCACGAUGACAGGAGAAAGGAGCCUGACACCCCUGAUGUUCUCCACACCAGCCACCUACGUGCCACGGAGCACAACCGCGUGCUUCCUGGAAGACGUGCUGGCCGCCAUGCGAGAGGCUUUAGGGGUCGGUGGCCAAAUGAUGCCGGGUGCAUUUGGAACGUGCGCGGCAUCUGGGAAUCUGGUGGUCUUGAUGGACUUGGCAAAAGACGCAACGAAGAGGACAGGAGGUGGACUGGAGCUCCUCCAUUCCACUGAAGUGUCUUUGGUGGUUGAAGAGAAGGAUCAGGAAGCCCUGAUGCUCGACUUUGGCUUCCCACAAUCCCCUUUGCUCCAACGCAAGCCAUUACUGCUCUUGACCUUGGAACAUCCGGUCAACAGAGGUGACCUGGACCAGAUCACAUUCACCAGUCAGUCUCUGUAUCCCAAUACACAGGCGGUGUGCUUAUCAGAAGGAAUGCAAUAUAUUCUGCUGACAGGACAAGGAGCAACGGCAGACCUAAGAUGGAAGCUCUCAAUUGAAACAAAGUCCUUGAAUAUGAAGAAAAGAAUCAAAGAACUUCUUUCGGGUGGAAGUACACAAAGCAGCAGCGUGACUCCAGUUCUUCUUUUCCCUCGUGAAGACAUCAGGUAUUCUUUUGUGCCUCCCAGUACACUAUCUUCUCGAUCCAUCUCCUUCCUGUGCGAGCUGCGCCGCUUUCUGAGCGGUGUCCUUCCUCAGAACCGUCCGGACUCUCCUCCGCUGCGGCUGGACUCUCUGCAGGCGCCGCCCCCGGUCACGCUAGGCCCGUCCUCCAGUGAAUCCGUUCUGGCGGAACUUAUCAACUCGUCGGCCCCCACCGUAUUCUCCUUCACGGGCUCCACUUAUCACGUCCACCGGGGUGAGCUGGCCAUGCCCCCGGGCCUGAUCGACGAGCUCAGGCAGAGUUUGGAGCUCAACAUGGCGCAGGUCACAGAGGUCCUACGAGACAAGGGUGAUAGCCAGAGGAGCAUCACGAGGCUACAGAGGCUUUGGGAACUAUGCGCCUUUUCCAAGUUGAACCCUGUAUCAGGAGAAAGCCAGUACAGCGCGUUCCUUUUGUUGAAGGCCUUAAAGAUGGUUAGCCGUGAGGUUUUACCCAAACCGAGGGCCACCCGAGCACAGCCUGACCCCUCGACCCAGAAGGACGCGUGCCGCUUGAAGAGCCUCACUGUUUCCCUGCAGAGUUUCCUGGUAGGUCCCAACACGGCCAACAUCAACAACUGCCACGGCCUGUGCACCUUCCCGAUGGUCAACACCAAAGACCACGCCGUGCUGCUCAACUCUCAUAUUGAGAACGGCAACACGCAAGAGCGGGCGCCGUGUUGUGUUCCGGUUGCCUACGAGUCUCUGGAAGUGGUGGACUUAGACCAGCAUGGCACGCAUCUCUAUAAGCACCCAGAUAUGGUAGCGACGAAGUGUGAGUGUCGCUAA
Molecule: messenger RNA, 1500 nt
Organism: Nerophis lumbriciformis (worm pipefish)
Lineage: Eukaryota; Metazoa; Chordata; Actinopteri; Syngnathiformes; Syngnathidae
Source: RefSeq, a predicted model, not a curated record